Astyanax mexicanus (Mexican tetra) is the source of this 3305-nucleotide messenger RNA. It is a transcript of the gene foxm1, whose product is annotated as forkhead box M1. The coding region runs from base 655 to 2601 and encodes 648 amino acids. Gene Ontology annotation, molecular function: DNA-binding transcription factor activity; sequence-specific DNA binding. The record is from RefSeq and is a predicted model, not a curated record. Gene Ontology annotation, biological process: regulation of DNA-templated transcription; G2/M transition of mitotic cell cycle. Lineage: Eukaryota; Metazoa; Chordata; Actinopteri; Characiformes; Acestrorhamphidae. The transcript is spliced from 9 exons.
CCGUGCUAAAACUAACGAUACUAGAUAACAAAUCCGGCUGCAGCCAGCAGAAGUGCUUUAUUGAAAUCAUGGCGUAUGCGUUGGAGACAGCUAUUGUUGAACUGCGCACAGCUUCACUUACAGUAGUCUGGACAAAAAAAUACAUAACCUACGAUAUAACUGCGUUAGCUAGGCUAGCUACAUGGUUCCGUAUUGAGAUCAGUGUGUGUAUGCUAACGUUGUGUAGUUAGCUGUUAGCUUAGGUAACUAACUGCAUAACGUUAGCACACACAGCAAUCUCACCUGUCCAGAGUGUGUAAUGAUCAAGUCAAACAGUUAACUAAGUUAGCCUAGGUUACCUGCGGUGUAACAUAAACAUAACGUUAUAUCGAUUAUGUUUUAGCGUUGUUGUUUUCUAGUGUACGUCACGGGAUCCGUUUACUUUCAAAAGUGGGCAGGUCGGCCGUCCGGUACCGUCGGUUCUGAGAUUAAACAUCCAUCGGAGAGAAAUAUAACUAUUAUAGGAGGACGAUCAGCACCCAGUAACGUUUAGCUGUAGUUACUGGUGUUUGACUUGUAACGCCUCUCAUAACGCUGUUAGACUGAAUCUUGCAUCAGUGCUCGGAAUUUCAGACUGCCAGACAGGACGAUAGCCAUAUCACUGCGAUAUAAAGAAUGAGGGAAAGUCCCAGGAGGCCCCUGAUCCUUAAGAGGAGGAAACUACCCUUUCAGAGAAGUGGACAUGAUGAGGAGACUGAUGGGCCUCAGUCCAAGACUGCCUCGACUGCGAGCGCUCAGUCCUUUCCUCAUGGCAUCUGUAUUAUGGACCAUCCUACAAAACCUGACACACAGGUAGUCGUCAUACCCAAGACUGCAGAUCUUCAAAGUCUCAUCGGGGCGCUGACUGCCAAAGGGAAGGAAUGUGGCCCUCAGGGGCCAAACAAGUUCAUUUUACUGAGUGGCAGUAGUAGUCUGGAGGAUGGAGUCUGUCCUUUCUUCAGUGCCUCUUCAGAGACACAGUCUAGAGCAACUUCAAGUAGACCAGAAGGAUGUGCUAAAGAAGACUUGCUGGAAAACAGAAAACCCUUGAAAAAGGAAGCAAACUGCAGUCUACUAGAAAACAGCUUGACAAGCAUCCAGUGGCUAGGAGAAAUGAGCACAGAUGUUCUUGGAUCUGAGCCUGCAAAGACAUCAUCUGAAAAUCUUCAACAGCCAGUGCAAGCUAAAGAGGAAAUGGAUGCAGUUAAGAUCCCUCUGUCAGAAAGGCCACCUUACUCCUACAUGGCCAUGAUACAGUUUGCUAUAAACAGCAAGAAAUCUAGGAAGAUGACACUGAAGGAAAUAUAUAACUGGAUAGAGAGCCACUUCCCUUACUAUCGAAAUGUGGCCAAACCGGGAUGGAAGAAUUCUAUUCGGCAUAAUCUCUCUCUUCAUGACAUGUUUGUGCGAGAGAGCACACCAGAUGGCAAGAUAUCCUUCUGGACCAUUAGACCAGAGGCUAACCGUUGUCUUACUUUAGAUCAAGUUUUUAAGCCUGUGGACCUACCAGCCCUCGGUUACACACAAACUGCACAGGUCUGUAACCAACAACAACAGAAGCGAGCUAUGGCUGAGCAGAAGAAAGUUAUACUACCUAGUAGCACAGAGAGGAAGAUGAAGCCUCUCCUGCCACGUACAGACUCAUACCUGGUCCCCAUCCAGCUUCCUCUGACUCCCUCUCUCAUAUUACCCUCCUCUGCCCCAUUUCCUGUCUCCACCACUCAGAACAGCUACAUGUCCUCCACUCCUAGUGACACAGGAGGAGGAAAGAGGAUCCGCAUAGCCCCCAAGGUUCCGUUGGGUGGUUCCAGCUCAGUGAAGGCAUGCAACCCUGGCCCAACCGAGAUAAAGGAAGAGCCUGUGUGUGUCCCUGUCAGCUCCGAACCCCCUAAGGCUCCUCCAGACAGUGGCAGACGAAGAGAGUCCAGCAGCUCUCGCCGCAAACAGAGCAUGGUUUUGCCUUCCAAUGAGGAGCAUGUCCUGCUCCUCCCUAACAGCACUUUCUUUGAUUCAGGUGUGGUUUCAGACAACUCCACCUGCCAGGACACACGUGAUACUGAACCAGAGCUCCAAAAGCUUCAGCAUGACCUGCAACCUGAAAGCCCGAGUCAGGGUUACACUUUUAAAACUCCCAUCAAAAGCAGCCACCUGGCGUCCUCCACACCCAGCAAGCCACAAACAUCUCUAGAACCUUGGAGAAUUACGCCUCUGGGCAAAAGCAGCAACAGCAUGCUGGACUUCAGCCCCAUCCGCACUCCCAACGGACCACUUCUCACCCCACAUCGGCACGAGCACAUGACCUUCAGUUUGAACAGCACCCCCUUUAAGGAGCUGCCACUUUUCAGUUCUCCCCGUGAGCUUCUUACCUGCAGCCGCUCCUCGCCGCUCCGUAACAUGCCAAGCUGCUCCCGCCAGCUGCAAGUGGGGGCUGCCAACUGCUCUCUGACUGAGGGGCUGGUGCUGGACACCAUGAAUGACAGUCUGAGUAAGAUCCUGGUAGACAUUAGCUUCUCUGGCCUGGAGGAUGACGACCUAGGCAUGGCCAAUAUCAGCUGGUCCCAGUUCAUUCCUGAGUUGAAAUAAUGUCACCCUUACUGCCUUAACUUUUUUCUUUUUACGUAAGCUGCUUUUACUUAAAUCAUCACCUUCAAGCUACAAUUUUCAUCUGCCUUCAGUUUUCUUACUUCUGAUGUGACCUUUAUAUAUGUAAAUACUUGUCUUACAAAUUUUAUAUUAUUAUUUUAUUAGAUUUUUUAAAAAUCUGAUUGGCGUUAGUUUUUUUCUGGGUAAUUGUAACUUGGUAACUGUUUGAAAAUCCCAAAAAGGGUUAUUUCGAGCAUUUGCCAUAAAAGAACUAAGUGUCGUUUUAAAAAUCAGCAAUUUCAUUUCAUUUUCUGCUCUAUCCCUGUUUUGGGAAGAGGAUUAGAGACUCCUAAAGGACCCUUUAGUUAAUGUUUUUUUUUUAACUGGGGUAUUCGCAGAACCAAACAGUCAUUCUGUAACAUAAACAUAAAAAUAACUUUUGUCAGAGAUCUUUAUUUUUUGUUUGUAUGUAUUUUACAUGUCCUUUUGUCUUCCCAAUCUAAUGUUUCAUGCUGCUUCUAAAAGGUGGAAAGGAGGGGUGGGUAAGUGAAACUGUUGAAGGAAUGUACUUAGAAAUAAAUGUGCACAGUUUGUUACAUAUGUAAAGUAAGUUUCUAAUGUGAGUUUUACACAUGUAAAUAUAAUAUACUUCUUUUUGUGUAAUUUGUGUAAAUCCAAUAAAGGUGCCAAAUGGGUUAUUUGGA